AUGGAGUCAAAUGCAACAAAUGUAUCUCUAUGGUCAUGCAUUCAUUCCAUGCAUUGUAUUACAUGGAAUCUGCCAUGUAUCGUAUCUCGUAUAGGUGGUGUGGUUAUUUUAGCUAUAUCAAUCUUUUGUUUAAAAAUGAAUAUACGAUUUUUAUAUUCUGAACGAUGUCAAAAUAGCCUUGUUGUUUCAUUAUUCUUAGCAUCAAUAUUGGUGAGCACUACAAGUGUACCAGGUGUUCUUGUCCAAUUAUUUACAUGCCAUCGUCAUUGUUUCAAACUUUAUUGUCGUAUCGACGGUUUUGUCUCGUAUUUUUCUGGUUGUUUGUGCAUGUUAGUAUUUCUGACACUAUCAAUACAUCGGUAUUUAUCCUUAUGUUCAUACGAUCGUCUAUCAUCUUAUCGAUGUUUAACAUUUGGUUGUUGGUUUUUAAGUAUUGCAUUUACAUUUCCUUUAACAUUAAAUUAUUUUAAUUCGUAUGUACCUGAAGGACUUGGUUUUCAUUGUAGUAUCAAUUGGCAAGAUAAAUCAACUGUAGGCCGUGUAUACAUACUGUCAUCAUUUAUUGCCAUGUAUUUUUUCUCGUUAUUGAUGCUUCUUUUUGUCAAUCUACGAGCUAAUUUAAUUGUUCGACAUAUUUAUUCAAAACAUUAUUCAAAUUCGUCAGUUCAACAGUUUUCAUAUCAGCAAGAUUCAAUGAAGAAUAGUCAACAAUCGAAUGGCUUUGAGAAAGCUUAUCUUUAUAAAUAUUGUGCAAAAAAAGCUUCAUAUAGAAAAUAUCUUCGAGCAGAUUAUCGAUUUCUAAGAGGUGCUAUUUUUCUUGUCAGCAGUUAUUUAAUAGCAUGGACACCCUAUUCAAUUAUUGCAGUUUUACAAUUAUUAGAUGUCAAAUUUAUUUUUCAACAUUCUGUUUUAAUAACAAUAAGCGCUUUUAUUGCUAAAAUAUCUAUUAUUGUAGCACCAUUUGUGUAUUUAAGUAUAAUGAAAUAUAAAUCUUUGAAACAAAAAUUAUUCAAAUAA
This is a messenger RNA of Rotaria socialis, 1017 nucleotides long. NCBI's taxonomy places the organism in Eukaryota, Metazoa, Rotifera, Eurotatoria, Philodinida, Philodinidae. The record is from the annotation of a GenBank genome assembly.